Sclerotinia borealis F-4128 is the source of this 3834-nucleotide messenger RNA. The record is from the annotation of a GenBank genome assembly. NCBI's taxonomy places the organism in Eukaryota, Fungi, Ascomycota, Leotiomycetes, Helotiales, Sclerotiniaceae.
AUGCCUCGUCCUCCACCCAACCCGAAGCGACAGCAAGGCGCUGCAAAUGUACGCGACACUAGGCAUGAUAAUGGACUUGUAGGUCCAGGCAAGAGGGUACCUCGACAGAAAAGUAAUGGACAUAUGAACGGACAUGCGAACUCCUCCGAAUCGAUUCCAUCAACAUCAACACCACCGCCUUUGACCCCACCACCUACAAAUGGUCUUGCGAAAUUACCUGGACACGCAGACAAUACAUCGGAAUAUAAGUCAGGAGGGGAUAUGGCGAGGAGGACUUCGGUUGAUGGACAUUCAGACUCCUCUCAAGAUGUCUAUAAUGUCCCCACUAUUUCUUUCCCACAAGAACAUCAUCGCCAUAUCAAUGUCAAUACUGCAAAGAACCCGUCAGUGCAUCGUGAUUCGGGUCCAUGGCAUUUUGCGAAGACUGUGUUGACAUCUUGCCCGAUCUCCGAUACACUCGCCAUUCUUAUUGUUCUUCUCCAGGUCCCGCCCGCUUUCUUGACGAUCAUCCAGUUACUGUUCGCCACUUUGACAUUCGUCCCUCCAUCUACGGCUGCUACUUCUGGAAUAAGCUUUAUAGAUAUGUUUGAAGGAACAACUGGUACACCAUCAUUGGCAACGAUUAUGGUGGUUGAUGUUCUUUUUCUCCUGAUUUGGGUAUUCCUCUAUGGUCCCCUGCAGGAAUUCAUUUUACAAUUUGCACAAUCUGUGAUCGCAUUGACCUUGGGAGGAGGUAUCAGUGGUAAAGAGGCUGGUAUGAGAAAUGUGUUUCUUUGCUGUGGUUACAUAGGGCUCUCGCAUUAUGCCUCAAUUAGCAAUGUUAAAUCUAUCGGCCUUCGAGCAUUACUCUCAUCUCCACGGAUAUUUUUGGGACCGUUCGACCUUGACGAUCCCCUCGAAUCGAUUCCACUACACAGCGCAAACUGGAAAGACCGAAUACCAUCUUGGGCUCGAAAUAUCCUUGCGGUUCACAUCCUUGCACAAGGAGUAGUACGGUAUAUUCGAGAUUUAUAUGUGAGAGAAAAACGCGAUCAUGCAGCAUCUACUUUGGGUGAUCCUGAAGCAGCGAAGGGAUCCGCAGAUGGAGCCAAUGAUUCUUCUAGCACAAACUCACAAACACCAGAUAACGAAGCUACAACUUCAUUACAUGCUAGUCAUACAGCCAUUACAACCAGGAAAAAGAGAAAACAGAGCGCACAAGUCCGUAUACAGCAGCCCUUGUGGGCAGCUUUAGCAAGUACAAAAAUUGUCAUGGUUAAGGAGUAUGAGACGUCACACGCCGCUGCGGAAUCGGCGGGUACAAAUGCAACAGAUGCUAGUAACCUCGGAAAUGCACCUUUUAGUACCGAACCGGAUCGAAUAUGGAUCACGAAUGUUGGGUCUGAUGCGGUUUUAUUCAGUACCAGUUACUUCCCCAAACAUAAAAUUUCCGAGGCGAAUCAAGAGGAUGCAGAGGGAUCAGUUGUAGAUUCGAGAAUGCCCCUCUUUGUUAGGGUCAAUCAAGCUCAUUGGCAACCUACGAGGAUGGAGGCCAGCAUUGAUUCUAGCUUACCUGCUGGACAAAACACGUGUUGGGAUGGAGAGAUCUUUGGGCUUGCGCCUUCGAGCAGCUAUCAAAUCGAAUUUUUCAGUGCCUUCAACAGCAAAGUCAUUUUUUGUACCAGCGUCAAAACACUUAACACUCCUUCGGAUACUACAGCUACCGCCUCACUUUCACCUCUUCCUUCUCAAAUCUCAGGACGUCCGGGAUCACCAAGUACCACUAUUAAACAAUCCAUUAUUGCAUCGGAGACCAAACUCGUCGAAGAACGCAGCCGCCAGAAACGCGAACGCAAAGACCAACGUACAAAACUCAGUACACUUCGUAAAGAUAUUGAGAAGCUCACUAGUAUCAUCACCUCAUCAGGUGGUAAUGAUGACCGCCAACGUCAAAAGAUUCAACAAAUCAAUCUUCACAUCAAACAAGCAGAUGAUGCCAUCGCUUCCAUCCAAGCUGAGAUUGAUGUCGCCGAUCGCUUACCCUCCGCCUCAAGAGAUUCCGAUUACAUUUCUGCAAAGCAAAGGUAUCGAAUACAGAAAGAUCUUUAUGAGAAAUCCAAGUCCGACUUCAACACCAAGAAGAAGGAGAACGAAAAGCCAAUCGCAGCUUUGAGCGCUGAACUUCUCAACAGGGAACGUCAAUCCGAAAAACUGGAAGCCCGAUCCAUCAAACUCACCCAUCAAACAGAUGAUCUUCGCGAAGCUAACACCAAAGGAUUGAAUGAAGUUCAACGCAAGGAAAAGCAGCGGAUGGAUAAAGAUGAGGAAAGGAAAGUGGUCGAAACGGUUUGGGCUGAGCAUAAUGUGAACGCGCAACUCAAUUCUCAACAAAUUACCGACGCCCUCAGUACUCUUUACCCAUGCAUCGAACAAAUGAGCCUCGCAUUACAGCAGCAACAACAUCAACAAGAAAGAAAUCAAGCAUACGCCAAUGCUAGCCCCUGGACAACCGCCGGUGAAAGCUCAAUGUCUGGGUUUCCCGCAUACGCUCCAAUUUCAAAUAUGCAAGCUAUGCCUCCAAUUGGCAGUUCAAUGUCAAUGUCACAAACCACAAGACCAAGAGGUAGAAGCUCAAGCAUGUUAAGUAAUGAGAGUGGUUUUACCCAAGGUCCCGACUCCGAUGAAGAACAUACCCUAUUCUAUGGUCCUCAUCUUCAAUCUCAAUCCCAACCUCAUUCUCAUUCACAAUCUCAAUCUCAUUCACAAUCUCAAUCUCAUUCACAAUCUCAUUCACAAUCUCAUUCUCAAUCCCAAUAUUCUCCUUACAACCCCAAUCAAUCACCAAGUCCCUUUGCUCCAUUUCGCAAUACAAAUUCAUCUCAAUUCCAACAAAACGAAUCAUUAGGCUGGCCUCCUGCUCGUAAGGGCUCUGGAUCAGGCGAUGGAUCGGGUUCAAGAAGUGGAAGUUCGAGGGGUAGUAUUGGGGAUCCGAAAAGUCCGGCUCAAGGGCAUGCUCAGUUACCGCUGCCGAUUGGGGCCGGGUCAGGGUUUGGGAGUGGAAAUCUGAGGGAUGCGGUAUUGCACUGGGGAAUAUUCGUGUCAUCAACAGCGCCAAAGGGGCAGUAUUACCAUGCAACCAACAAAUCCGGCGGAUGGGCACAAGAAGUCAGACCAGUUGUCAAUGCUCUAUCCUCCAUGGGUCUCGUCCUCGUCUACAGAAUUGGCUCUGUAUCCUCUCAAUCGGCUUUAGACAAAGUCUUGCGAGCUGUACCAGCAGAUGGCCUGCCGUCUAUGCGUUCCGGUGAAGGUUUCUGUUGCCGCAAUUGGAUGAAGGAUGCCCUUGUGGCGCUUCAAGAUAAUGGUGGAAGGUUAAAGAGAGAAGAGAGGAGGGCCUUACAAAUGUUCCACGAAUACCUCGGGUAUGGAGAUUCAUUAUUAGCGAAGACAACUUUGACCAAAGCAUCUUUAACUAUAAACUCAAUUCAAAUUCAACUCAACUCAGUUCAACUCAAUUCAACAAUUCCAUCAUCCCACAUUCAAUUUUACAUCGCUUUGUCUUGUUUUGUAGCUCUGAGAGCUAUGAAAAGCGAAAAAUAUCGUGCUCUAAUAAUUGCUCGAAAUGCGAAACUUGUACACCCUGGCCUCCAAUUAAUUGAGGCAUUCCUCGACGACGCCAUAGAUGGCGACCAGGCUGCAAGAUACCUACUGCAAACAUACACCGACGACCGGGGCGAUGUAGACUUUACACGAUUUCUUAAAGACUUGAAAGACCUGUUGCGCAACGAGACGGAUACCAGUGUUGCCUGGCCGGAGUGCGAUGUCGGUUCUGGGGCAUUUGGAAUGUGUUUCCCAUAA